GUCAAAUCUUUACUUGCUCACCUACGCGACACGCCAGUCAAUACUGCGGAUGGCUCCGAUAAUGUCCUAGUUCCCGUUUUUCGCUACCUAAUGAAAGUUGAUACCCACCCUGCCGACAAUGUCCUUCACUGGUUCUGCAGUAAGGCAGAUCCUCUCGUCGUGGAAGCCGCUACGUUCCUUCUCCGGCUGUUUGCAUACGACAGCGCACAAGUCAAUGAAUGGAAAGCCAAGCUCAAGCUCUGCCUCGGAGGGUGCAGUGAAUGUGUUCAAAUGUUGAAUGUUGUAAAGGUGUCUUCGAGAACCACCUAUUUCGGAGCAUUUCAGCCAGAUAUACUGGAUAAAUUUUAUCAAAGCUUCACCAAUUGGGAAAUCCUCAUCGUCAAAGAAGCCCUUGGUGGCAUAGGCGUCGUUCUUAAUAACACGCAGCUGGAUUCAUAUACUCUGAGCCGCAUUCCCGGCCCUAUCCUCUAUCACACAUUGUCUUCCUUGAAGUUUCUAGAAGAUGCGUCCUUGUUAUUUCUGGUACGCUCCUGCCCCAAAGUGCAGGGAUGGAAUACCGACGUGCCACCCGCUGGCUUACUUCCACUGAUGAUGGACGAAUCUCCUGAGGUUAGGAAUUGGUCCCGUGGUGCUGUCUCAAGUAAAGUCAUCCCUACGAACCAUUUCGUAGCUCCAUACAAGGAGUCACUGGGGAUCUCCCUGGCUGCUCUGGCUACCACCGCCAAUGGAGGUUCUGUCGGCAACUUCGCCUAUCCCUCGCUUGACAGCGGUAACUUUACUUCUUUCCCCUUCUCCAAGGACCCAGUCGAACUGUGGAUGGGGUUCACGUUUAUACUCCGGCUUAUACCAAGCGACGUGUUAGCUCAGGAUGAGCUUGGCCGACAAUGUCGUCGUGUCGUGAUUAGCCAUGUGAACGAUAUCGGCCAACACUUCUCAGUUGUCCUUCGUUGCCUCCUUCUCCUGAUGAAGCGCCUUCAGAAUAAAUUAUGGAAAGGCGAAGCACCCGAUUACGCUCAGGUUGUCUUCGACAGCAUUAAAGACAAUCAGUCUUUCUCCGAGCUGAUCUCCAAUGGAGCACAUGAGGAAAAGCCAUGGUUCCUCUCUUGGUUCGGAGAUUAUCUUGACAGCGUGCCGGACUCUGGAGUCUUCAGUAACAUUUUAUCGAAGAUCGUAGAUUUUCUCUGUGAAGAGCUCCAGCAUGAACGGUUUCAGGAAGCACGCCCCGUGACGAUGCUGGCUGCCUCCCGGGUUAUAUUGUUCAUGCUCCGAAAACAUCAAGACGAAGGCGAUGCACGCAGAAGGACUGCUCUCUCCAGCGUUCUUGACAUCCACGGGGAAAAACUUAUCAAUGUAGCGUUCAGACGCGAGUUCUCAGAUUCAAAGUGGGGUUCCGCCCGAGCUAGCGCUCGCGAACUUGUCUCUGUGACUCUUGCUAGAGAUGUUUGUGCGGUCAGCGACGCCAUCGACAUAUCAUGCAGGGUCCUUGCCGGGCGAGAAAGAGAGUUCUGUCUUUGCCAAAUCCGUCGUCAAAUGUGGAAAAGAGUAUAUGGAAGCCUUCAGAGCAACGACGCUGAUGCACUAACAGCUGUCAUCAAGAUCAUCGCCGAGAGUUCGCAUCUUGACCAUUUGACGAAGAACGCUUACAAGCCAGUCCUUUCAAAACCCAACAUGGAAGCAGCAAUUGAGUCUGUAAAUGCUUCUUUGGCUGCUAUGCGGGAUGGGCUACUAGACGCCAUCUCUCGGGUUUCCAACUACAGUAACCCGACCCAGCUCACUAGCGUCUUGGCUGAUCAUGACUUCACCAAGAAUGUCAUGGUGAUCAUGUUGUCUCCCAUCGAUGACCUUCAGGCUGCUGCCAAGACUCUCGUUGGCCAGGCUUAUGAUGUCGAUGGACGUUUGGACUGCAUACGUGCGCUCCUCAAGAACCAGCCGGAUGGCGCUCUCGCGGGCAUACACUCCUUUCUUGAAAAGUUUAUCAGCUUCUCUCCCCUGGUGGCUGAGGCCUGCAGCCUGUCCAAAUCACUCGUGCAGUGUUUUACCGACAUCAUUGAAGUCCUUUGCUCGUCCCCGGAUGGUCUCCUACACGAACGAUCAUUUUUACAGCCACGUAACAAGCCCAGUCCGGGACUACAGUUACCGCAACUUUGGAACCUGAUGACGAGGGCGAUUACUGUCAUUUUUCAGCGUAUUCCUGUAUGGGCAGGUUACUUCGAGGUGGAGGACAUGACAGUCUGGUUGCGAGACGCUCUUAUUUUCGGACGGGACUUGCUCGAGCAGCGCAGGGUCAUCGAAGAAGCAGCGUUGUCUGUUAGCAAUGAACCACCGCUUCCUAAUGGCAAGCGACGGGCUCUGUCCCGACUUGGGAAGAAGAUGAUUGACGACUUGAAGCCUGUCCUCCCUGAGUUGGCGCGAUGGCUUCGCCUUUCGGACCAGGAACUUUUGCAUCAGGCAUUUGCACUCAUCCAGUCUCUCUUGGACGUCUUCCGUAAGACGGGAGUACCUCCUCCAGAUACGGGUUUAGCCAAGCUCAACAAGCAUAUUGAAGACGCUCGCAAACCGCGCGACGGGCGUCCCAAGACCUGUCUCAAUGCAGCGCAGUUGACCAAGCUCGAGAAUGCUAUCGCCUCAUUCGAUAGUGAUGACGAGGUUGAGAUUAUUGAACGUCCUGCCGUCAAGACGAAGAAGACCGAAGAACCAUCCAUAAAAGCGAGUACGAAGCCGAAUGGUACUCAGAACGUCGGGACGCUGCCCACCCGUUCAGAUACCCUCAAGGAUGUUGCCCAUGGCAAAACAGGGAUACCCGAGGUCCAAGUCAGAGUACCACCCAGAGGUCCCCCUGUGCCCGUGCGUCCGCCUAGACCACCAUCUCCAGAGACGUCUAGCGACGAAAGCGAGACAGAGGCCGGAGGCCUGGCAUCGCUUGGCAAGAAAUUCCAGAAGUCGCCCAAGGUGGCUAAGCCUACUCACCGAAGACAAGUCAAGAUGCUGGACGUCACUAAUCAGGGACAAAGCGCCAUGUUGGAUCGUCUGAGCCGACGGGACGAUGCUCGGAAAGCUGCACUCCGUAUGAAGCCGGAUAUUUCUGGUCUUCACCGAGCUAUUCUCGCGUGGGAUUACGACCAUGAAGGUCCUGAACCUCCUUACCAAGGGUCCAAACCCCAUUUAUUCCAUGUCGGCGAUAAGUUCAUAGACCAUCGUCAAUAUCUCAAAACAUUUGAGCCUUUACUUUUGCUUGAAGCCUGGGCCCAGAUUGUUCAGUCAAAGGAGGAGCGAGAAGAAUCGUACGAAUGCAAGAUAACCUCACGGCAUUUCAUAGAUGACUUUGUUGACAUGGAGGCAUCUAUCUCAGAAAUGGUUCAAAAGGAUUGGCGGCUUACAGAAAUGGACGUCAUUCUCCUUCGGCAUCCUAGCAACAAGAAGUGCAUCCUCGCAAAAGCUGUAUCAUACAGACGUACCCAUUUCGGCUCUCAAGUCACCCUUCGGUGUUACAUUCCCAAUGGCUCGAGCGAUCCAGGUUUACAGAUUCACUCCGUUUGGCAGCUAAGAAAAGUGUUCAGCUUGAGUACUCUGCACAGAGAAUACGCAGCUCUCAUGGCGCUUCCCUAUUACGACCUUUUCUCAACUAUCAUGAACCCUGUUAUCAAACCUAUACCGAGGAUGAACCAAGAUGAAGUUAAACGAGCGAUGAACACCUACAAGAUCAACGAGCCCCAAGCCAAGGCAAUAUUGGGAUCCUUGUCGGCGGAUGGUUUCGCGCUGAUCCAGGGUCCGCCUGGAACAGGAAAGACAUCGACAAUUUGCGGUUUGGUUGAAGGGUUCAUAGCCAAGCGACGUGGACCCGCCACUUCCAUUCAAAUCGGUCGCUCUUCGACUAACGCUGACAAGGCGCCUGUUCAAAAAGUGUUGAUUUGUGCCCCAAGUAACGCCGCGAUAGACGAAGUGGCAAACCGCUUAAAGGAUGGUUUCCGUGGUCCGCAAGUUCGGAACACCUCCCUCAAAGUAGUCCGUAUUGGUACGGAGAAGGCCAUGGGUCUGAGUGUGAAGGACAUUGCUCUCGACUACCUUGUCGACCAAAAGAUCAAUGACAGCCCCGGAACAAAGAACACGUCCAAGGAGUCUGGAAACGAGAUCAACGUUCUUCGGGCUGAAAUAGAGUCGGUCAAGAAUGCAAAACAAGUGAAGGUGGAGGAGCUAGCAACCGUACACGACAAUACUGCGCGGACAAUGGCCUUGGAAGAAGAAAUUAAGAAGCUGAAUUCCCGCCGUUUGACGUUGACACAGCAAAUUGACAGACUCAGGGAUAAGCAGAAGUCGGACAGCCGGACGCUGGACGCUAUCAGACGACGAUUUAGGGCUGAAAUUCUUCAAGAAGCCGAUGUGAUCUGCAGUACAUUGUCUGGUGCGGGACAUGAAACCAUUGAACAGCUCGAGUUCGAGAUGGUGAUCAUUGAUGAGGCUGCUCAAGCUAUCGAGCUAAGCUCCCUUAUUCCCUUGAAAUUCCCUUGUGCACGCUGCAUUCUCGUAGGAGAUCCUCAGCAGCUGCCUCCGACCGUCCUUUCUCAAGACGCGUGCAAAUAUCUAUACAAUCAAUCACUAUUUGUUAGGCUUCAGAAACAUCGCCCAGAUGCUGUUCACCUUUUGAGUAUACAAUAUCGUAUGCAUCCUGAUAUCAGUCGAUUACCGAGUCGGAUUUUCUAUCAAGGCCGUCUACAGGAUGGACCUGGUAUGGCGGAGAAAACACGACAAGUUUGGCACGACAACCCUUUACUUGGCACCUAUCGCUUCUUCAACGUUUCCAAAGGCCAAGAAAGUGAGAGCAAUGGACGGUCGCUGAAGAAUGUCCUCGAAUCACAAGUGGCCGUAGCAUUGUUUUCCCGCCUUCGAACCGAGUAUAAAGGCAUCGACUUCGAUUUCCGAGUGGGCGUGGUUUCCAUGUACCGUGGCCAAGUCCUUGAACUACAGCGGGCAUUUGAGCAACGUUUCGGAGCAGACAUCAAGGGAAAGGUCCAAUUCCAUACCGUGGAUGGCUUUCAAGGUCAAGAGAAGGAUAUCAUUAUCCUUUCUUGUGUCCGAGCUGGCCCUGGCUUGCAAUCAGUGGGUUUCUUGUCAGAUGUCCGUCGAAUGAACGUGUCGAUUACUCGUGCUAAAUCAUCCCUGUUUAUCCUCGGGAACGCCGCAACCCUUGAGCGAAGCGAUUCGAACUGGCGCCAGAUCAUUCAAGAUGCACGGACGAGGAAUGUUCUGACUGAUGUUGGCCCCUCUUACUUUACAACGCCAGGUGCUACGAAGCCAUCUCAGCAUCCUACUCCUAAGCCUGCCAAGCAGAAGGCUUCAGCGGAGAAUAAGCCAUCUGCGCCUCCACCACUACCUAAUCUACUUACUCCCCAGCAGCUAGCGGGUUCUAGUGUCAGUACUCCUCUUGGACUGCAACCGGUCUCGGUGAACGCAAAUGCAUCUCCGAUGGAUGAGGACAAGCCGCCCUUGUCUAAUCCUCCCAUAGAUGAAUCGAAGAAACGCCCACGUCCAGAUCUCUCCAAUGAUCCGCCUAAUGAGGCGCCUAAGCCAAAGCCGCCCCCAGUGAAAAAGUUCAAGAAAGACAAAGGAAGCAUCUUCAUUCCUAAGAAAAAGCCACAAGGCGGUCCUUCCAAACCUUCAUAAUACGCCAUAUUGGACUUGGCACUUAUCUCAACAGCCAGACAUCUGCCCAUGUUAUCCUAGACCUCCUCAUCUACACAUUCUAGAUACCAGUUUGAGUACUACAGUAU
This is a messenger RNA of Coniophora puteana RWD-64-598 SS2, 5765 nucleotides long. RefSeq lists its product as uncharacterized. The transcript has 11 exons. The record is from RefSeq and is a predicted model, not a curated record. Gene Ontology annotation, cellular component: nuclear body. Gene Ontology annotation, molecular function: helicase activity; transcription termination site sequence-specific DNA binding. Gene Ontology annotation, biological process: termination of RNA polymerase II transcription. The coding region runs from base 91 to 5658 and encodes 1855 amino acids. Lineage: Eukaryota; Fungi; Basidiomycota; Agaricomycetes; Boletales; Coniophoraceae.